AUGGAGAGAAAGGAACCGAAGCGGCCUGGAACCGAAACAACACCAAAGCAAGACUCGACGAAACAGCAUCAAUCUGAUGUUUUUCAAAAACACGAGCAUGUCGAGCUACUCCCACCUCCCACAAGCAACGAAAAAAAUCCAACCUCCGAGCAACUACCUGCACAGGGUCUCGAUACGUUCAGAGACGAUGACGGUUCCGUUCCUAAGGGGCAAGAUGACAAGGACAUCGAUGACAGGGAUGUGUUGCGAGGUCUCAACAUUGCAAUAUCGGCUGCUUGUGAUGAAGAGGUCGACGCUUGGAUCCGGCAAAAGACGGGCGUCCGUAUUCGUCGAUUUUUGGCGGACUUGAAGGCCUUUGAGACUCUUGGCGACGAGAGUCAGCCGGAUCCAGCCAAAGAACGUGCGAGGAAAAGACGGGCCGACUCGAGAAAACUCAAGGCGCAGAUCCGGCAGUCCAAGGCCGCCAGGGAGGCAAGAGCGCAGUGA
Molecule: messenger RNA, 486 nt
Organism: Colletotrichum higginsianum IMI 349063
Lineage: Eukaryota; Fungi; Ascomycota; Sordariomycetes; Glomerellales; Glomerellaceae
Exons: 1
Coding region: 1-486 (161 amino acids)
Source: RefSeq, a predicted model, not a curated record